AUGUCGACUUAUCAAUCUUUUCAGAAUGCAAAUUAUCAAAAUGAUGGAGAUAUCGAUGAAGAUAUCGAUGAUGAUGAUGAUGAUGAUGAAAAUCCACACGAAGCUGGAGUUUUAAUACAUGUACCUGAAUCUGAUAGAUCAAACUGGGGUCCGAUUGAAGAUUUGGAUUCAUUCUUCACAAGAAUUUAUCAUUAUCAUCAAAAACAUGGAUUCCUUUGUAUGAUUUUACAGGAGUUUUUCGAAUUGGGACAAUUUGCUUUCGUCGCAGCCUUUACUUUUAUAUUGUUCCACUGCAUCAAUUACCCCAUAUUAUUCAGGGAUGAAGAAACGAAGAAUAAAAAUUCGACAAAAGUUUCAAUCGAAGAUGCAUUAUUGCCGUGGGAAGAAUGCGUGAAAAGCAUGGGUGCUAUUACAUGGAUUUUAAUUAUAAUAGCAGUACUCUUUUGGUUAUUGAGACUUAUAAAAGUUUUAUGCGACUGUGUUCAUUAUUGGGACAUAAAAAAAUUUUAUAACACAGCCCUUAAUAUCUGUGAUAGUGAAUUGGAUAAUUUAACUUGGCACGAAGUUCAAAAAAGAUUAAAAACGGUUCAAAAAGAACAUGAAAUGUGCAUACAUAAAAAAGAUUUAACAGAGUUGGAUAUCUAUCAUAGGAUUCUAAGGUUUAAAAAUUACAUGGUUGCCAUGGUUAACAAAAGUUUAAUACCGGUUCAAUUAAAAAUUCCAUUUUAUGGAAAUGUUAUUUUUUUCAGUAGGGGAUUAAAAUAUAAUAUCGAGUUGUUAUUGUUUAGGGGACCUUUUGCACCUUUUGAUAACAAUUGGCAGUUAAAGGAAGAGUACAAAAAAGUGAAUAAACGUAACGAACUGGCUGCUAAUUUAUCGAAACACAUAUUUUGGUUUGCCGUUAUCAAUUUCGUUUUGUGUCCUGUGAUAUUAUUAUGGCAAAUAAUGCAUUCGUUUUUUACGUACGCCGAGAUGAUCAAACGCGAACCCGAAAGUCUCGGUUCAAGAUGUUGGUCCCUCCACGGUAGGCUCUACUUGAGGCAUUUUAACGAACUCGAUCACGAGCUGAACGCAAGAUUGAAUCGAGCUUACAGACCAGCCACAAAAUACAUGAACAUAUUUACAUCGCCGAUCAUGACCAUAAUUGCAAAAAAUGUCGGGUUUAUAUCCGGUGCUAUUUUGGCUGUUCUCUUGGCAUUAACGGUUUACGACGAAGAUGUAAUAACGGUCGAACACGUUUUAACGACUAUGACAGUUCUCGGAGGGAUUUUGGCCGCUUCAAGGGUUUUUAUACCGGACGAAAAUUUAGUUUGGUGUCCCGAACAAUUGAUGACAGCCGUAUUAGCACACGUUCAUUACCUUCCGGAAUCUUGGCGUGGGAAAGCUCAUACACAAACGGUUCACUCUCAAUUUUCCCAAAUAUUUCAAUAUAAAGCGGAAUAUUUAAUUCAAGAAUUGAUCUCUCCGUUAGUGACUCCAUAUAUAUUGUAUUUCCGUCUACGUCGACGAGCCAUCGACAUUGUCGAUUUUUAUCGUCAGUUCACGGUGGAAGUCGUCGGAGUGGGAGACGUUUGUUCGUUUGCUCAAAUGGACAUUCGGAAACACGGAAACCCCGACUGGCAACCGGAAGACGAGAGUGAAAAAAUUAACAAAGCAAACACGUCUCCCAGUCCUCAGUUCGCUCAGGCCGAAGAUGGAAAAACGGAACUGUCACUCAUACAUUUUACGUUAACGAAUCCGAAUUGGCGUCCUCCAGCCGACGCGGAAAAUUUUGUUGAAAAGUUGAAAGCUCAAGCGAUAAAAGAUGCCGAAAUGUUAGAAUUGAAUACUGCGGGAUUUAAUAAUCCCCUUUGUACUUCCCUACAUUCUAUAUCGUCACUCGGAGUUGGGUAUAACAUUUUCGCAACGAGUUUUCUACGACAAUCGUUCAGACCAGAAGGCGAAAGACGACCGAGUAAAACGGAUAAAUCGUACAAUCCUCUAAACGUCAGUCAAUCGGUUCAAAAUUAUAACGCAACGUCCAUGCAGCAAAGCAUUCGAGGAGGACUCAGACGAUUGGAAGGACCUGGAAAAAAUGAAAGAGGUGAUAUCCCUGGAAACGAUCAAAGUUGCAAUUCGGGACCUCAGUCAUUAGCAUUGGGUUUGAGGGGAUUCAUAGAUCCCACGACUAGUUUAGGAGCUUCCGUGUUCGGUUCCGGACCGGAUAUUAUAUUACGCGCGGAUCAAAUUGAACAAACUCCCGCCGACAUGGCUCUCAGCACGUUGUAUUUACACGAACUUCACCAUCGUCAGAUCGGCCGAAGAAGUAAUUACCAAACAUCGGAAAUUCAUUCACCGUGGAGAGAUAGCAGUCCGAUAAGAGGAGAAGGAGGAUCGGGGGGAGGAGGAAUCGUGCAAGAAACAACAAGUGCGAAAGGAGAAAAUUCUGAAACGGAUAGGAAAAACGAAAAGUUACCGUUACUCAAAAAAUAA
Molecule: messenger RNA, 2472 nt
Organism: Pediculus humanus corporis (human body louse)
Lineage: Eukaryota; Metazoa; Arthropoda; Insecta; Psocodea; Pediculidae
Exons: 13
Coding region: 1-2472 (823 amino acids)
Biological process (GO): autophagy of mitochondrion; protein localization to phagophore assembly site
Cellular component (GO): autophagosome; phagophore assembly site
Source: RefSeq, a predicted model, not a curated record